This is a messenger RNA of Chaetomium fimeti, 975 nucleotides long. Its product is annotated as mitochondrial carrier domain-containing protein. The transcript has 4 exons. Gene Ontology annotation, molecular function: succinate:fumarate antiporter activity. The coding region runs from base 1 to 975 and encodes 324 amino acids. NCBI's taxonomy places the organism in Eukaryota, Fungi, Ascomycota, Sordariomycetes, Sordariales, Chaetomiaceae. Gene Ontology annotation, biological process: fumarate transport; transmembrane transport; succinate transport. Gene Ontology annotation, cellular component: mitochondrion. The record is from RefSeq and is a predicted model, not a curated record.
AUGGCGACAAAAGUUGGCAAAGACGGCAAAAAGCCGGCGUCAGCGGCAACCAACCUCAUCGCUGGUGGAGGUGCCGGUAUGAUGGAGGCGUUAGUGUGCCACCCUCUAGACACCAUCAAGGUGCGCAUGCAGCUUUCACGACGUGGCCGCGAACCAGGCAUGCCCAAGCGUGGCUUCGUGGCGACCGGGCUCGAAAUCGUGCGCAAGGAGACGCCACUCGGCCUAUACAAGGGCCUAGGCGCCGUGCUGACGGGCAUCGUGCCCAAGAUGGCCAUCCGCUUCACCUCGUUCGAGUGGUACAAACAGGUGCUAUCGCAUAAGGAAACGGGCGUCGUCUCGGGUCAGAGCCUCUUCCUGGCCGGCCUCGCGGCUGGUGUUACAGAAGCGGUGGCUGUUGUGACCCCGAUGGAAGUGGUCAAGAUUCGGCUGCAGGCGCAACAUCACAGCAUGGCCGACCCGCUCGACAUACCCAAGUACCGCAACGCGGCGCACGCCCUAUACACAAUCGUCAAGGAGGAGGGCGCGGGGGCGCUGUACCGCGGCGUGUCGCUGACGGCGCUGCGCCAGGGCAGCAACCAGGCGGUCAACUUCACGGCCUACACCUACUUCAAGGAGUGGCUGUACCAGUGGCAGCCCGAGUACCGCGGCACCAGCCUCCCCAGCUACCAGACCACCCUGAUCGGCCUGGUGUCGGGCGCCAUGGGCCCGCUCAGCAACGCGCCCAUCGACACCAUCAAGACCCGCCUGCAGAAGAUGCGCGCCGAGGAGGGCACCACCGCGCUGCAGCGCAUCACGAGGAUCGCGGGCGACAUGUUCAAACAAGAAGGCGUGCACGCCUUCUACAAGGGCAUCACGCCGCGCAUCAUGCGCGUCGCGCCCGGCCAGGCCGUCACGUUCACCGUCUACGAAUACCUCAAGGAGAGGCUGGAGAAGAGCGGACCGGCCAUCCUGACGGGGGGAAGGUACGAAGAAUGA